AUGAUUGUUUUUAGUGAAAUAAAAGAAUAAAAAGAAUGUACAUAAAAAUGUAAAACAGAGUUUCCUUCGCUUACUAAUUGCUUGUGUGAUGGUGAAGAAUUCGAUAUUCCUGAAAGCGAAAGCGAUAGCUGUCCUAAAUUCUGUGAUGAUGUAAAAAACAACCCACCUGAUUAUGAAUGCUAGUGUGUUUAAAAUGAUUAAAUGAUUGUUUUUAGUGAAAUAAAAGAAUAAAAAGAAUGUACAUAAAAAUGUAAAACAGAGUUUCCUUCGCUUACUAAUUGCUUGUGUGAUGGUGAAGAAUUCGAUAUUCCUGAAAGCGAAAGCGAUAGCUGUCCUAAAUUCUGUGAUGAUGUAAAAAAAAAUCCUCCUGAUUACGAAUGCUAGUGUGUUUAAAAUGAUUAAAUGAUUGUUUUUAGUGAAAUAAAAGAAUAAAAAGAAUGUAAAUAAAAAUGUAAAACAGAGUUUCCUUCGCUUACUAAUUGCUUGUGUGAUGGUGAAGAAUUCGAUAUUCCUGAAAGCGAAAGCGAUAGCUGUCCUAAAUUCUGUGAUGAUGUAAAAAACAACCCACCUGAUUAUGAAUGCUAGUGCGUAUAAAAUGAUUAAAUGAUUGUUUUUAGUGAAAUAAAAGAAUAAAAAGAAUGUACAUAAAAAUGUACAACAGAGUUUCCUUCGCUUACUAAUUGCUUGUGUGAUGGUGAAGAAUUCGAUAUUCCUGAAAGCGAAAGCGAUAGCUGUCCUAAAUUCUGUGAUGAUGUAAAAAACAACCCACCUGAUUAUGAAUGCUAAGUUUCCUUCGCUUACUAUUGCUUGUGUGAUGGUGAAGAAUUCGAUAUUCCUGAAAGCGAAAGCGAUAGCUGUCCUAAAUUCUGUGAUGAUGUAAAAAAAAACCCACCUGAUUAUGAAUGCUAGUGUGUUUAAAAUGAUUAAAUGAUUGUUUUUAGUGAAAUAAAAGAAUAAAAAGAAUGUACAUAAAAAUGUAAAACAGAGUUUCCUUCGCUUACUAAUUGCUUGUGUGAUGGUGAAGAAUUCGAUAUUCCUGAAAGCGAAAGCGAUAGCUGUCCUAAAUUCUGUGAUGAUGUAAAAAACAACCCACCUGAUUAUGAAUGUUAAUGUAUUUAAGAUGAAUCUUUAAUAACUCUUAAAGAUAUUAAAACUUCUUAAGAAUGUUCUAUUUAAUGCGAAUUAUAAUUAACUCCAACAGUUGCUUGUUUAUGUGAAACCUGUACCGAUAAGUGUUUAUAGCUUUAUCCUAUAAAAUCUUUCUGUUAAUGCUCUGGUUCUUUUUUUGAACGUCCUUAAAAUUUUACAUGUACUUAAGUAUGCUUAGAAAACGAAAUUACUUCAUAAAUUUCUUAGCAAUGUCUAUGUGAAGAAUCUUAUAUAAAAAUUUCAUUAGAAUAAUCUUGCUCCGAAUAAUGCCCUUCUCCUCAAACAUAUUGUAAAUGUGAAAAUGGUAUAUGCGUUAAAUGUAAAGACGAAAAUGCUUAAAUCGUCCUAUAGAAAUUUUGUUCCUGCAAAGAAAAUUAUUAUCUAGAUUCUGUCAAAAAAAUUUGCGUAAUGGAAAAUAUAGGAUCCCAAAUCGAUUAAUGCGAACUCGAAAUUUUCAAAUACAUUACAUAAGUUAUUGUCAUAGCAGAUUGUGAUCUUUUCGUAGAUUAAAAAGGAAUCAAUUAUAUAUAAAUUACAGACGGAUGUGAACCAGGUUAAGAAUGUGUUAUUAUAGCAGAUUUGGACACUUCUGGAAGAAUUUGUUAAGACUAAACUUGUUAGCAAGAAAUUAAAGGAACCGUUUUUAAAGUAGGAGAAUCUAUUUUCAUUCAUAUUUGGCUUAAAGAUAAUUCCUACUCUAAAUAAUUAUAACUUUAAAAAGUUGUUUUUAAAGGAGAUGAUAUUGUCAUGGAUUAUACUUAAUUAUGUUCACUUAACACUAAUGCCUCUAAUGCUAAUUAACUUGGAAAUCUUUUCAUUUAAUGUGAACUAAUGGAGCCUGCUUAAGAAGCUACUUUGUAAGUUAGUUUAUUAGUUUAGCCAACUGGAAGAGUCAGAAGAUUAAAUACUGAAAAUUAAAAAUAAAAAAAGAACUUCUAUUUUGCUGUUUUUGGAAAAAAAAAAUCAACUAAUGCAGUUAGUGAUAAACAAUAGGAGACUUAAUAAUUAAGUAAAUAUAGUCUUUUAAUAGAAUAUUAUUUGAUUAUUUUCUGUAUCUUGUAAGCUAUUAUUUAUUGA
This is a messenger RNA of Ichthyophthirius multifiliis, 2226 nucleotides long. RefSeq lists its product as hypothetical. NCBI's taxonomy places the organism in Eukaryota, Ciliophora, Oligohymenophorea, Hymenostomatida. The transcript is spliced from 5 exons. The record is from RefSeq and is a predicted model, not a curated record.